Messenger RNA from Prunus persica (peach), 1265 nucleotides. Its product is annotated as probable NAD(P)H dehydrogenase (quinone) FQR1-like 2. NCBI's taxonomy places the organism in Eukaryota, Viridiplantae, Streptophyta, Magnoliopsida, Rosales, Rosaceae. Gene Ontology annotation, molecular function: FMN binding; NAD(P)H dehydrogenase (quinone) activity. The record is from RefSeq and is a predicted model, not a curated record. The transcript has 2 exons. Bases 149 to 949 code for a protein of 266 amino acids.
UCCUACUUGGCUUCUUUUACAGCUUGGAACGAAGAAGCUCUGGACUCCGUGCCUAACUGCCACUAAGAAACGAAGCUCCAAAUUCAAAACUGGUGUUUGGGUUUUGGUGCACACUUCUUAUCCUCAUUGAGUAAUAUUGUUAUUCUCGAUGGGGAAAGGCGGGGGCUGUGUCCCAAGCAAGAAGAAGGUCCCCUCCAGCGCCGCCAAUCCCGACGCCUCCCACCCAAACGCCUCGCAAAACGCGCCGCCGAUCCCCACGGACGACAAUCCCAAUUCCAUGACUCCCAGCCGAAACGACGUCGUCUCCGCCGAAUCGCAUCCGAAUUUGCAUCCGGCCCCGAAAUUGAGGAUAUUCAUAGUGUUCUACUCGAUGUACGGACAUGUGGAGGAUUUGGCGAGGAGGAUGAAGAAGGGCGUUGACGGCGUGGAUGGCGUUGAGGGGUUGCUUUAUCGGGUGCCCGAGACGCUGCCGAGUGAGGUGCUGGAGGCUAUGAAGGCGCCGCCGAAGGACACCGAAAUUCCGGAGAUUUUGGCGGCGGAAUUGGCGGCGGCGGACGGGGUUUUGUUUGGUUUUCCGACGAGGUACGGGAGCAUGGCGGCGCAGAUGAAGGCUUUUUUCGACUCGACGGGGCAGUUGUGGCAGGAGCAGAGCCUCGCUGGGAAGCCUGCUGGGUUUUUUGUCAGUACUGGAACUCAAGGAGGCGGCCAAGAAACCACUGCUUGGACGGCAAUCACCCAAUUGGCACAUCAUGGAAUGCUGUUUGUUCCCAUUGGGUAUACUUUUGGAGCUGGCAUGUUUAAGAUGGACUCUGUACGAGGGGGUUCUCCAUAUGGUGCCGGUGUUUUUGCUGGUGAUGGCACAAGAGGGCCGAGUGAAACUGAGUUGGCGCUUGCAGAGCAUCAGGGGAAGUAUAUGGCAGCAGUAGUCAAGAAGCUUGCCCAAGCUUGAUGAUGAUGAUUUUCUGAUUUUAGCAUCUUUCUUUACAAUCAUUUUUCUCUUCUGUUUGUCGAUCAAAUAUUAUCCCCUCCUGUGAUUGGUGUUGGCAUUUUCUUGUUACCUAUGCCCAGUGUUAGUUCCUUCAUUUUUCUUCCCUUCCAGUUCUCAUCUGUUCAGAAAGUUGUAAAUGUUUUCAAUUUGUUAUGCCUGAUUUUGUCAAAUAAUUUGUGAAUCUGUGGGUGUCUUAUUUUGUGUUUCGUUUUGUAUACUUUAUACACUUAGGACUUGAUAUAUUAAUAAAAAAUUCAUUCUGUUUUAAUUUUGUUCA